This is a messenger RNA of Xenopus tropicalis (tropical clawed frog), 1050 nucleotides long. It is a transcript of the gene eif3g, whose product is annotated as eukaryotic translation initiation factor 3 subunit G. The coding region runs from base 33 to 965 and encodes 310 amino acids. The record is from RefSeq and is marked provisional. Gene Ontology annotation, cellular component: eukaryotic 48S preinitiation complex; eukaryotic 43S preinitiation complex; eukaryotic translation initiation factor 3 complex. Gene Ontology annotation, biological process: translational initiation; formation of cytoplasmic translation initiation complex; cytoplasmic translational initiation. The transcript has 10 exons. Gene Ontology annotation, molecular function: nucleic acid binding; RNA binding; translation initiation factor activity. NCBI's taxonomy places the organism in Eukaryota, Metazoa, Chordata, Amphibia, Anura, Pipidae.
CGCUAGCAGCCGCGGCCCAGCGCACCACAGACAUGCCGACCGAAGACUAUGACUCCAAGCCCAGCUGGGCUGACCAGGUGGAGGAGGAAGGAAUAGACCCAGAACCCAUAAGUCCACCAGUCACCAAGGUCCAACAAGAUCCAGCCAGCUUUGUUCUGGACACUCCUCAAGAGGUCAUCAAUGGUAAAAUCAAAACUAUCACAGAGUACAAGCUGAAUGAUGAAGGCAAGAAAAUCAAGAUUGUUCGCACUUUUAAAAUAGAAACACUCAAAGCAUCCAAAGUUGUUGCUCAUAGGAAGAAUUGGAAAAAAUUUGGCAAUUCAGAAUAUGAUCCUCCUGGUCCAAAUGUGGCCACCACCACAGUCAGCGACGAUGUCCUGAUGACAUUUAUCACCAGCAAAGAGGAUCUGAAUAACCAAGAAGAAGAGGAUCCAAUGAAUAAACUGAAGGGCCAAAAGAUUGUAUCUUGUCGAAUCUGUAAGGGUGACCAUUGGACCACAAGGUGCCCCUACAAGGACACACUGGGUCCCAUGCAGAAAGAACUGGCUGAGCAGCUGGGAUUGUCCACAGGAGACAAGGAGAAGGCACCAGGGGCAGAGCCGGAGCCAGCCCAGGCACCUGUUAGCAAGACUGGAAAAUAUGUUCCCCCCAGCCUGAGAGACGGAGGAAGCAGGAGAGGGGAGUCUAUGCAGCCUAAUCGCAGAGCCGACGACAAUGCCACAAUCCGCGUCACAAACUUAUCCGAAGACACACGGGAGACUGAUCUCCAGGAGCUCUUUAGACCAUUCGGAUCGAUUUCUCGAAUCUACUUGGCCAAAGACAAGACCACCGGGCAGUCAAAGGGUUUUGCCUUCAUCAGUUUCCACCGCCGAGAGGAUGCAGCUCGCGCCAUCGCAGGAGUCUCGGGCUUUGGCUAUGAUCAUCUUAUUCUCAAUGUGGAAUGGGCCAAGCCCUCGACCAACUGAUGGGAAGCAGCUUCCUGUGCGGCAGAGAAAGAUGAUUUUAUAGUCUUGUGUUAGAUUGCAGAGCAAAUAAAAGAACUGAAAAGGC